UUGACUUGGGUUAGGGUAAUAGCCGAAAAACACAGUGUCGGUGUUUUUGUUGAAAACUCGGCGGCGGUUGCUUUUGAGAUGGAAAAAUCAGAAACCCGAAGCGUAAGAGAGGCUCCGAUUUGCCGGAGACGGCCUCUUAGGAGCCGGACCGUGGAUACCUUUCUUCAUAUUAUCUCUCUCUGCUCUGAUCCUCUCAUUCAUAAUUCAAAUUCAGAUAAGCCCAUAAGAACCGAUGUUCCCUUGGAUUUCACGGGUAGCAUACCUAAUGAGUCCCUAUUUCAACAACAAACGUCUAUGGAUGAAAGCCAAGUGGUUUUGGAUAUCCAAGAAGACGGUUCAUAUAAUAAACAUGUGAAAUCAGCUGAACAUGAUCAUAACAUAUUAGGAGAAGAGAAGGACCUUUCUCAAAAAGUCAACACCAAUCCUUCAGUCAAUGUUGAUAUAAAAAGUCAUGAUAAUUACGAUAUGAUUUGUUCUUCUCCCCAUUUACCCACAAAUGAAUGUGCUGAAGAAGGAGAAAUUGCUGGAGAUUUUAUGGAUGUCAUGCUUGAAAUUGAUACAAAAUCUGUCGGCGAGACUGAUUCUGAGCCUCGAGAUUUUAUACGCACUAAAACGGGACUUAAAAAUGACGGUAAUAUAAUCCCGUUAUUUAUAGAAGCAGUUAAAGAUGGCGGUACAAAUGUGGCGGGAGUAGUAAAUAAAACCACAAGAAAUUUGGUGGAUUAUUCGGAAAUUGCUGUUCAUGCAAAAUCCCAAGAGUCUGCAAAGCGAGCAACUUUAAAAGUCAAUGCAACAAAGAAUCAGGAUCAAGUAUACCUGAUGAAGGACAGUGGUGCCCAGAAUAAUAAAAAGAGGCAGGGAUCUUGUAUGGGAGAAGAAAGAAUAAACAAAAAGUCAAAGAAGUCUGUUGACCCGACAAUCUGUCCUGAAAAUAUAACAUUGUCCGGUGAACGCCUCGAGAUUGCCUCUCAAGAAGUUGUUGCUUCUGUAAACAAGGAUGCCUGUAACGAGAAGAAAAAGAAGCGGGUUGUGACCAAGGAAAGAAAAGCAAAGAAAAAGAUCAAGGGUAGAAUUAAACGAGCUGAAAAGAGGUUAAAACUUGGUGUCAAAAGGUUGAAACUUCAACCAGUGGUUAAAGAGAAAAAAAUAACAUAUUGCCGUCACUAUAUGAAUGGAAGAUGCCAUGAGGGUGAGAAGUGUAAGUUCUCUCAUGAUACGACCCCUUUAACUAAAUCCAAGCCAUGUUGUCAUUUUGCGCGUCACGCUUGUAUGAAAGGUGAUGAUUGUCCAUUCGAUCACGAACUAUCCAAAUAUCCAUGCAAUAAUUAUCAAACAACGGGUUCUUGCAAUCGAGGUUCAGAUUGUAUGUUUUCUCACGAGAUACAGCCGAGUGAAGACUCCUUAAAUGAAUCAAAUAAGUCAAAGCCCGAACAAAAACCUCCUUCAAAUUCCGGUUCUAAAAAAGUAGAAACAAAAUCAUGUUCGGUACCCAAAUUUGUUGAUAUUACACCAAAAUCUACCCACCCACCAAAAGGUAUAAACUUUCUUUCACAAGAAAAGUUGCCACUAGUAUCCCGACCACCGAAAGGUAUAAGCUUUCUUUCACAAGAAAAGUUAACAGUAGAAUCCCGCCUGGCUCCUAAGGUAGAUUCUGAGGUCAAGGAAAUUACCAGAACACCCCCGCUGCUUCAAGAUUCUGAAGAAAAAAUGAAAGUGCCCCCAGUGGUACUACUACAUGAUUCUGAAGAAAUUACCAAAACGCCCACUGUAGUUCCGCGUGGUAUUAACUUUCUGUCGUUUGGUAAAAAACCUGGUUUGGAUUACUCAAAUGGUGGAUAUUCUUUAAGAAUUAGCAACAGAGUUGAAAAGUCUCGGUUAAGUAAUGUAGUAGGUGAGGGUUUAACGCCUGGUUCAACGACAAACGUGGUGAACGAAGUCAAAGUUGACCGUUCAACAGAUGGACCGAGUUCUUCAAAGAAACCAAUGCCGAUGAUAUCAUUCAUGUCAAGUACAUCACAGAAAGCACUCCGGUCAACUUUGGCUUUUGCAUGUGAGUUAGACUCGGGUGUAAAGUCAAAAGUUUGACCAUCAUCUGCGAUGAAGAUUGCGAAUUGGAAUACAACUUGCUCAAAGAUUGAUAAAAGUUUUAUUUUGUGUAAAUAGACCGACUGCAACCGAUUUUAGUUAUUUUUACAACUGAACUGUCAUGGAGUCAGAAACAGAUGUUAAAUCCUCCAAGAAUGAUCGGUUUGGAACAAGUUGCGUUUUAUCUGGUCCCAUCAGUUAGCUGGGUAUUAUCGGGCUUUCACUCUUUGCGCAUGUGAAAUCAAACGCGGCCACCGUCAUGGCAUCAAUGGUUGCCAUAUCAACAUUUUACAGGUUGAAAGCAUACCCUAUGAUCCAAGUCUAAUGGUUUUCAUGGAUUAUCGAGACUACACGAAACAUAAAUCUCAAUCAUUAGAAGCACAAUAUCCAACAUUCCUUUAUGUCAUGCCCAUGUCUCCAACUAAAGUAUCCUUCGAGGAAACCUGUUUGGCUUCAAAAGAAGCCAUGCCUUUUGAGUUAUUGAAGACAAAGCUCAUGUCAAGAUUAAAGACAAUGGGGAUCCGAAUAACCAAAACUUAUGAAGAGGAAUGGUCGUAUAUUCCAGUAGGCGGAUCAUUACCGAACACAGAGCAAAAGAACCUUGCAUUUGGUGCUGCUGCUAGUAUGGUGCAUCCAGCCACAGGAUAUUCGGUUGUAAGAUCACUGUCAGAAGCUCCUAAUUAUGCAGCGGUAAUUGCAAAGAUUUUAGGACAAAGAAAUUCAAAACAAAUGGUUGAUCUUGGAAGAUACACAACCAACAUCUCAAAGCAAGCUUGGGAAACACUCUGGCCACUAGAAAGGAAAAGACAGAGAGCAUUCUUUCUCUUUGGAUUAGCGCUGAUUGUCCAGAUGGAUAUUGAGGGGACCCGUACAUUCUUCCGAUUGCCCACUUGGAUGUGGUGGGGGUUUCUUGGAUCUUCGCUAUCCUCAACCGACCUAAUAGUAUUUGAGUUUUACAUGUUUAUCAUAGCACCACAUAGCCUGAGAAUGGGUCUAGUUAGGCAUUUGCGUUCUGACCCGACAGGAGCAACUAUGGUAAAAGCAUAUCUCACGAUAUAAAUCACUCUAGUCGCAAUCGGUUUAGAUUGUUUGUAGGCACAUAUAUGUAUAAACCUUAUGUGUGUUGUAUCCUUACAUCAACACAAUCAUUACUUAUGUUUCUUGGAGCCAUGCUAAUGAAGAUGAUGACAUGGAGAUGGAGAGUAAGGAUAUAUCAGUAAAUGCAGUUAUGGUUAGAG
This is a messenger RNA of Helianthus annuus (common sunflower), 3323 nucleotides long. RefSeq names its product zinc finger CCCH domain-containing protein 65. Gene Ontology annotation, molecular function: RNA binding; metal ion binding. NCBI's taxonomy places the organism in Eukaryota, Viridiplantae, Streptophyta, Magnoliopsida, Asterales, Asteraceae. The record is from RefSeq and is a predicted model, not a curated record. The transcript is spliced from 16 exons. Gene Ontology annotation, biological process: negative regulation of DNA-templated transcription. Gene Ontology annotation, cellular component: nucleus. The coding region runs from base 79 to 2085 and encodes 668 amino acids.